UCCAAUUAAGCAUUUGGUUGGUAACAUAUAGCUACCUUUCUCACGAACAAAUUUUGACUCACUGAGGUUUGUUAUUUUUAUUUCUUCUUUCCAUCUCCAUGGGGAAUUGCUUGUUCAGCUCGUACGAAACGACGACGACGACGGUGAAGGUUGUAGUUCACGACGGGAGGAUGGAGGAGUUCUCAUACCCGGUGAAGGUGUCGUAUCUGCUGCAGCUCUAUCCGGCGUGUUUCAUAUGCGACUCCGACGAGAUGGGAUUCGACGACGUCGUAACGGCGGUUCACGAGGACGAGGAGUUGAGGCCCGGUCAACUCUACUUCGCGCUCCCGUUGAGCCGCCUCAAGCGUCACCUCCCGCCGCAGGAGAUGGCCGCUCUCGCCGUCGUCGCCACCUCCGCGCUCGCCAAAUGCGGCUCCCGCCGGAAGCAGAUUGUGUUUCUCUCCUCCUGCGAUGUAAAUACGAAGCCUGGCCGGAAAGUUGCGCCGGAAGGUACGGUCGGUAAUAAUGACGUGGCGAGGAAAGGAAGGAGUAAAAUUGGAGGUAGGGGUAUGGGCAAGUUCACGGCUACGUUGAGUUCCAUACCGGAACAAGGGUAGUUUUGGAAAGAGAUAAAAAUAUGUGUUCGCUGGUAAUUUUUUGUAUGGUUGUAUAUAUUAAAAAAUAAAAAAGAGGAAAAAUAUAUAUUAAUUUUUGAACAUUGUA
This is a messenger RNA of Glycine soja, 702 nucleotides long. RefSeq lists its product as uncharacterized. The record is from RefSeq and is a predicted model, not a curated record. NCBI's taxonomy places the organism in Eukaryota, Viridiplantae, Streptophyta, Magnoliopsida, Fabales, Fabaceae. The transcript has a single exon. The coding region runs from base 99 to 596 and encodes 165 amino acids.